AUGAGUCGGGAUGAGGAAUCUGCUCAAAGAGGGUAUUCUUCACGCUCCUAUUUGGAAAUUAUUGAGGAUUAUCUACCUGUUAUAUGGGAAUCUGGUAUGGAAUUCAUGCAAGAUAAUGCUCCCAUACAUACAGCCAAUAUUAUUAAGAAUUGGUUUGAUGAGCAUGGUAUUUCUCUUGUU
This is a messenger RNA of Aspergillus glaucus CBS 516.65, 180 nucleotides long. RefSeq lists its product as uncharacterized. The annotation marks the transcript as partial. Gene Ontology annotation, molecular function: nucleic acid binding. Lineage: Eukaryota; Fungi; Ascomycota; Eurotiomycetes; Eurotiales; Aspergillaceae. The transcript has a single exon. The record is from RefSeq and is a predicted model, not a curated record.